Molecule: messenger RNA, 834 nt
Organism: Closterium sp. Yama58-4
Lineage: Eukaryota; Viridiplantae; Streptophyta; Zygnematophyceae; Desmidiales; Closteriaceae
Source: the annotation of a GenBank genome assembly
AUGUCCAUCCACGUUCGGGGUCGGGGCCAACCUGUCCCGCUAGAUUCGCUGAGGGAACCUUCGUUACAAGCCAUGGAGGCGUUAUCUUAUAUCGCGUACACGCUUGCCGUGGCGGUGGUCUUGGCGUUUGGCCUGGGCGCGUGCGCGUAUGCGGCGCAUCGGGAGAAGCUGCAGGGAGGGCCCGACUCGCCUGAUUUCUUCCUCACUGCGCGCCGAUCCGUCAAGACCUCCAUGGUCGCAUGGUCGUUUUUCGCGUCGGCAAUGGGGUCGUGGGCGCUGUUCGGGCCGCCCAGCUACUGCCUGACGGCGGGCGCGACGGGCACGGCGGUGUACGCGCUGUGCGCGGGGCUGCCCGUGCUGCUCGUCGCGUGCGUGGGCGCCGCCGUGCAGCGCCGCGUGCCCAACGUGGUCUCCAUGGCCCACUAUGUGCGCCGCCGCUUCGGCCUCCCAUUGGCGGUGUACAUAUCGGUGCUGGCGGUGGGCAACAUGGGCGUGGCCAUGGCAGCGGAGUACACGGCGCUGGGCGACCUCUUCCACCGCCUGCUGCACGCCCCCCGCCUGCCCAUCGUGCUGCUCGUCGCCCUCACCGCCAUGCUCUACACCGCUGCAGGCGGGCUCUACGUCUCCAUCGUCACCGACCAGUGGCAGGCCCUGGCGAGUCUCCUCGUCACGGCACUCCUCACGGCGCACGUGCUGCUCAACUUCCCCUCGCCGCUGCCGCCGCUGCCGCCCGCGCUGGGGUGGUGGAACCCGCGGGGGGUGGAGGCGGUGCUCUUCAUGCCGCUCUCGCUGCUCGCCACCACGCUCUUCAACGAGGCCAUGUGGCAGCGGUGA